Apaloderma vittatum (bar-tailed trogon) is the source of this 811-nucleotide messenger RNA. RefSeq names its product glutathione peroxidase 8 (putative) (gene GPX8). Gene Ontology annotation, biological process: response to oxidative stress. The record is from RefSeq and is a predicted model, not a curated record. NCBI's taxonomy places the organism in Eukaryota, Metazoa, Chordata, Aves, Trogoniformes, Trogonidae. Gene Ontology annotation, molecular function: glutathione peroxidase activity. Bases 3 to 635 code for a protein of 210 amino acids. The transcript is spliced from 3 exons.
AAAUGGAGCCUCUCACAACUACUUAUCCUCUGAAAUACUCAGUGCCCAAAGCCAGGAUCUUUGUUGUCUUUCUGUCAAUGGUUUUGUGUACCACCACUCUCUGCCUGCUGCAAUUAAGAUUUUUUAAACCUAAAAUCAAAGAUUUCUACUCUUUCGAAGUCAAGGAUUCACGAGGAAGGAUCGUUUCCUUGGAGAAGUACAGAGGGAAAGCAACUUUGGUUGUAAACGUGGCCAGUUACUGCCAGCACACAGACAAAAAUUACAUCGCGCUGCAAGAACUACACAGAGAGUUUGGUCCCUCCCACUUCACUGUGCUCGCUUUUCCCUGCAACCAGUUCGGAGAAUCAGAGCCUAGCUCAAGCCAGGAAAUAGAAUCUUUUGCCAAAGGAAACUAUGGAGUAACUUUCCCUGUCUUCCACAAAAUCAAGAUCCUAGGAUCAGAAGCAGAGCCUGCCUUUAAAUUUCUAAUAGAUUCUUCAAAGAAAGAGCCUCGAUGGAAUUUCUGGAAGUACCUUGUCAGUCCUGAGGGUAGAGUUGUGAAAUUCUGGAGACCUGAAGAGCCCAUAGAAAGUAUCAAGCCAGAAGUAGCAUCAUUAAUCAGGCAGAUUAUCAUGAAAAAACGAGAAGACCUCUAAACAAGCAAUUCAUGCCAGGAAUCGAUUCAACUGCAUGGGUACAGGGCCUUUCCUGGGAAAUGCUGCUAGAAGUUAAACCAUCAGGUCAUUUUACUUUUCUUUGGUGUUAGUAUUUUCAGCUACACUAUGUCUAUUAACGUGGGAUUGGCUCCUGCAACAGCCUUGAGAACCACUGA